GUUGAUGUAAAGUGGACUUUAGUUGUGGCUGCCGAAUAAGACGAAUAAUAAACCAUAAACCAUUAGAUAAAUAAAUAGAUUAGAAAAGAAGACGACUAUUAUUGACUGAUGUCAUUCUGACAUUUAUUAAAAAAAUUGAAAAAAUAUUAAAAUAAUUAUUCCAAAUUUAAAGGAUGGCUGUUAGGUUUGGAUCCGCUUUAAAGGAAUUACGGAUACACCUCUGCCAAACUGGGGCUGCUAGCAAAGGAGUCAGAGAGUUUAUGGAAAAGCACUAUGUACAAGUAAAAUCUAGCAAUCCAAAAUUUCCCAUACUUGUAAGAGAAUGUUCUGGAGUUGAACCGAGGUUGUGGGCAAGAUAUGAUUUAGGAAAGGAAAAAUGUAUUUCAUUGAAAGAUUUGUCUCCUGAAGAUGUUUUGAACAGAGUUCAAGCUGUAGCUAAAGGUCCAUAAACCAGAAUUGUAUAGGUAGAUUGUCGAUAUUUAUAAUAUAAAUAAAUUUUGUUGCCUCUAUUUGAGGAAAAAGUUGUUUCA
Messenger RNA from Diabrotica virgifera virgifera (western corn rootworm), 530 nucleotides. It is a transcript of the gene ND-B8, whose product is annotated as NADH dehydrogenase [ubiquinone] 1 alpha subcomplex subunit 2. The transcript has 3 exons. Lineage: Eukaryota; Metazoa; Arthropoda; Insecta; Coleoptera; Chrysomelidae. The record is from RefSeq and is a predicted model, not a curated record. Bases 174 to 449 code for a protein of 91 amino acids.